ACUUAUGAAAUAGACGUGAGAAAAUUUACACUUGAAUGUUGCGAAAACCGUCUACAAAAGCAAAUAGUUUGCACCAUAACUGCGAAUAUAGGAUAAUAAAAAGAAACCCUUCAAAAAAUAGGAUUGUUGGAGGAGAGGGUCCAUAACAUAUAAGAGCCACACAUUACUACUUCAUAUUGCUUUAACAUUUGCUUUCAUUUGUUGUCUCCCUCAUUCAUUUAACAACACACACUUUCAUAUACCAACACCAAAAACAACAUUCAUGGAUGAACAGUGCAUCGUCCAGCCUCUCUUACCGGCAACCGCCGCCGCCGCCGCCUCCUCCAUUCCGGCCAUCCCUAACUACCCGCCUCUUAACAAUGACGAAGACGCCAAAGACACGAGCGCCCCAUCACCGGACUCGAGCAUCAUCUACCGCCUUUCGUCCAUCUUCUUUAUCGGGCUCCUCUCUGUGUGGGCGAACCUCAAAGCAUCAAAAGGUUUCAAGCUAACUGUUGCGAACGAUGCCACGCGCUCUCUGGCUGGCAAGCGCUUCACUCGAAUAUACAUCUCCGACGACAAAGCCACGCGUGAAGUCCUCCAUGCGAGCAACUUCGUCGAAAUUCUCUACAACUACAUCAGAAGCGACCAAACAACCAUAAAGAAAAAGCCUAUAAAGCACGUCAUUAUCCGGCUAGCUCGAUGGAACCUCACAAGGACGGUAACUGUCAAAGCCACAGGAGAUCACAAGUUUGUCAUGAAUCUGAGCCCUUCUCUAAUGGAGGCCAAAGAUGUGAAGUACGAAGUGGCCUUGGCAAUCCACCGUGGCAUGGCGCAGAUAUGGCUAUAUGAUGGCAGCUCUAAGGUUCCGCUGGCGCUUCUCAACGGCAUGGUAGAGUAUAUAAGCAUUUUAACAGGAUUUGGAGAAAAAGAUUACAAUGGAAGUGUUCAGGGAUUUCAAGAAUCUGUUCCAAAUUGCUAGGAAGACAAAAACCCAAUGGUUGUGGCACAUUUCUUGAACUACUGUGAGAGGGAGAGUGGAGGGUUCAUCGGACGGUGGAACGAAGCCCUGUAAGACGAGUGGCGUGAUUGGACGGUGGAUGAGGCUCUUGGGAUGCCAGCUCAGCGUCUGUGCAAUUCCUUCAAGAGAGGUCAAACAGCAGUUUAAAGUUUUACCCAAUUAAUACAAUUUCCAUAGCCGGUCUUCAUGACAUGGAAAAUUCGGC
Molecule: messenger RNA, 1205 nt
Organism: Syzygium oleosum
Lineage: Eukaryota; Viridiplantae; Streptophyta; Magnoliopsida; Myrtales; Myrtaceae
Source: RefSeq, a predicted model, not a curated record